AUGACGGCAGCCUCGGAACGCAAACCUUCCCACGCAUCCAAUAUCGCCGACAAGCCUCGUCCUUACUCCUUCCGCGUCCCCAGCCGCACCUCCUCGCUCAAAUCCUUUUCCUCAGCCCUGGCAGGCGAGAAGGCCAAUUUCCAGUCGGUUCCGGCCUUGUCGCUGGCUACCAAACCUACUAUAUCCAUGCGCCAAAUUCUUAUGGACAAUGGUUCGAAACUGGAGUUCGUCAAUACGGUCCCCACAAUAAGCCUGUCUCCCGAUACCCCCUUGAGGCAUUCUUCGAGCGGAAACUCGGCCAUGAAUCGAAGGCCCGCUAGCUGCUCUGCAACGGUACAGAAUCCUAUGCGCGCUUCAAAGGUUCAGCGGUGGGCAGGCCAGACGCGAGCGACGAGUGAUUGGGAUGGCUUGCGACGAGACCCGGAAUUGUGGUUCGAGGAUGGCGACUGCCUCGUUCAUCUGUAUGCCCGUGGACAGUCGCGCCGUGGCCCCUCUUUCUGCGUCCCGUUUAAAGCUCUACGUCGAAGCAAGUGCGGUGCCAUGUUCAGCCUAUGUUUCGCCCAGGUAACAUCGACCCCCGGCUCCAACCCUCAAAAUCCAAGGCGGCUAUCCAGCGGCCUCAGCACCCUCAGCACCCCGGUCUCUGGCUUGAACAAAAUAGAGCUCUUCAUACCUGCCCCCGAACAUGCGUCUCGGGAAGCCUCGUUCCACUGGCAUAUAACCACACGGAAUUUCUUCGCAUUCGUGUUUAGAAGUCCUUUGGUGGGAACCCAUAUGGGACAAGCAUUGGUGGACCUACAAGAGAGGAUGCAUCUUUUCCGAUCAGGGCAGAUCAAUAACCACAAAGACUUCCUGGAUUACGCAGAUAGCCAAGGCUACCGAGACUUCGUGGAUUGUCCGGAUUAUGCGCUCUCCAUGCUCUACUAUGCCGAGCGCUACAAGCUUCGAGACGUUUGGAUCGAUGCGUUCGCCCAUUGCGUUGGUAUGAAUGAGAGCCUGGCUCUGAGUCAAGAAUUUGCGCCACUUUCACGCCUAACCAAAGCUUUGGUCACCCGGGCUUAUUUGGAAAUGGACAUUCAGCUAGGCCGCGUCUCGGCCGCUCUCCGAAACUUCCUCGAAGAUGACUUCUCUCCCGCAUAUCUUGGACUCACGGAUGGUGCACGAGCACAUCUAGAUCGAUUCCGGUCAUUCUUGCACAGCUUCUACGUGGAGAAGUUCGGCUACUGGCCCCCGCCCAAAGGAUCCGCGUUUUCGAAAGUACUAUACAAAUCCCUGUAUUUUGACUUCAAGACACUGUACGACUAUCUCGUGGACCGGGAGUCGACCGCCGACCUCUCGCUACAGAAGCCAGCAAGCGGCGGUAUCUGCGUCCUGCAGAACGUGGAUUCCUUCGACAAGAGGCACAAGUUCUCUCCUCUUCCACACCCUCUGCCACUGAUACCGUACGAUGUGCCGCUGAGAAAGAGAACAGAGUCGCAGAAGACUUUGAGGGCACUGACGCUUGGGUCCAAGCAGGCCAAAACAGACCGUUAUCUGACAGCGCGGGCUGCACUUACCUCAGCAACCAAUAGCAAGGAUACUUCGGUGACGACCUCUCUGGCUGUUCAAGCAUACAUGCGAUUCGAAAGACAGUGCGCCCUCAACCAGCCGGGCGAAAAGCUGUCCAUGGCGGAUGCCCGCAAAGUUAGGUGGCUCUUAAUCUACGGAACACUCCAGUACCUCAUCUCUGCGCUCCGAGCUCCGAAGGAAGUCCGGGACACGGAGGGACCCACGUAUCCGCUCUGCUGUCUCGUAACAGAGCAGUCGCCCUGGCAGCUAGGAACAAAAGCGUUAAACUCUCCUGUCACACACUCAAUUAACGUCACUGAGGCUAUCAACAACCACCUUUCGGAAUCCAACUGUGACGUUCCGGGCCAGCUCACUCCUGUGGCGCCGGCAGCUCCUACAAUUCAGCCUGACUGCCAAACAGACGACUACUUCGCUCACACCAGGCCCGAUGCUAGCAGUCGUCCGGUCUCUGUCGAAGCUCCUGCUCCACUGCGGAUUUCUCAGCCGACACGCAACUCAUCAGUCCGCUCAUUCAGACGCCUUUCUUUCGCUUCCCUAGGCUCGCGCAGAAAUAGUGUCGCGCUGAAAACGCCGGCACACUGCGAAAUUAUCGUUCACGGAUAUGGCAACGGUUUGAACAGUACAAUUAUUGGAUCUCCAUCUGCACCUGUUUCCCAAUUACCAUCCCGUCGCCAGUCCAUCAGUAUCAAACAUCCUGCAUGUUCGUCUGGAUCCACCCUGCCGGAAGGUGCUGGACCGGACACAUCCUGGUUGCGACCUUCCACGGCUGAUUCAUCCUCGCGUACCGAGCAGCCCCUUCAUCUUGAACUUAACUGCAACAUUGCAUUAGAACCAUCGCGCACUCCUACGAUCGAUUCUUUUGAUAUGGAUCAGAUCAUUAGCCCGGUCACUGCGGAUGAACCUCCGACCUUCCCAAGCUCAUCCGAUAGCACGACCUCGGCGGAAAGCCCUUUUUGGAGCGAUGGCGGAAGCUCCACCUCAUCUAAAUCGAGUACGCAUGAUGACGGGCACGAAGAGCGCCUGGAGAGAAAGACUAGUCCUGCGGAAGACAGUGGUCUACUUGGGGGACUCGUCCCUAUCGAUAGUACCGCGAUCACCGUCACUAGCCCCAAGAGGACGCCGAAAUCGUCGAGGCCUACAUCUCCUACCACAUCGAACAGACGCAGCGAGUUCCGCUUUAGCUUCGAUAAGCAGACUUCCCCAUUGCGCAAUCUGUUAGAGGCCUCUCCUGCAUCUGUAGGUGUCGACUCAGCCAUCGGCAUAGCCCUCAGCACGCCCCCCACUCCAUCCAAACAGGUAUCGAUCGCCUCUCUCUCUUUCAAUACACUUCCUCUUCACGAGAGACCGAGACCGCUCUCUAGAGCAUUCUCCACCGAGUCCAUUUCGAUUGCGAAAAACAUGGAUCCGCUGAGAAUGCAUCCGCCCCUUAUCGUCAAGAAAGAAGACGCCGUUGGCAUCUUCUCUGCCCUUUCGCUGAGCCCUGACGAACCUGCGGUCAGCAGUGAAGAGGCGAUUGUACGAACUGGGAGCGAGACUACUCGCUCGAUAUUGGAGGCUAUUCCGCCUCCAAUCGCGAAGGCUCGUAAGACUUCCAAAAAUGCCUCUCCGACCAAGGCGACUAAGCUUGGUGAUGAGGAGGAGAGAGGCAGAAAGAAGGAGAGGAGGAAGAGCUUUUGGAGGCGCUAA
Molecule: messenger RNA, 3255 nt
Organism: Trematosphaeria pertusa
Lineage: Eukaryota; Fungi; Ascomycota; Dothideomycetes; Pleosporales; Trematosphaeriaceae
Exons: 3
Coding region: 1-3255 (1084 amino acids)
Source: RefSeq, a predicted model, not a curated record